This is a messenger RNA of Archocentrus centrarchus (flier cichlid), 1305 nucleotides long. Its product is annotated as receptor activity-modifying protein 1-like. Gene Ontology annotation, cellular component: membrane; signaling receptor complex; cell surface. Gene Ontology annotation, molecular function: coreceptor activity. The record is from RefSeq and is a predicted model, not a curated record. NCBI's taxonomy places the organism in Eukaryota, Metazoa, Chordata, Actinopteri, Cichliformes, Cichlidae. Gene Ontology annotation, biological process: receptor internalization; regulation of G protein-coupled receptor signaling pathway; cellular response to hormone stimulus. Bases 168 to 617 code for a protein of 149 amino acids. The transcript is spliced from 3 exons.
CUUGUUGACAGCGCACCGUGAACUGCGGUCAAUUUGUUUCUAACGUGGCAGCGCGGUGUUGUUCCCGACUCAGUGGCUCUGGCUGUGGAAGUUAGAAUGAGGCUUGUGCCGCUGAUCUCCAGGGAGUGAGCGGAGUGCGUCAAACUUUUUUGGAGUUUGUGUUCAGCAUGACUCUGGAGAGCGCCUCGCUCCUGAAGGCAGGGUUUGUGUUGCUGAUGGCAGCUCAAGUCCUGCCUUCAGUGUCUGGCUGCAGCAGAGCAUUCUACGAGAGGAUGAUCAGUGAUCUCUGCUUGGCUAAGUUCAAAUUUGACAUGGGAAGACUGAACCGAGGUUUAUGGUGCAGCUGGCCGGACACAAUGGAGAUCUAUGAGGGACUCACAAACUGCACGUACCAGGUGGCCUUGAGGAUGGACUGCUUCUGGCCGAAUCAGAUAGUUGACCAUUUCUUCAUGGAGAUUCACCGGAUUUACUUCCAUGACUGCGCUCUGACUGGUCGACUCCUGCAUGACCCACCGAUUAGCAUCCUUGCACCAUUCAUCGCAGUGCCAGUACUAAUCACCCUGCUUAUGACUGCCCUAGUGGUGUGGAGGAGCAAACGCACAGAGGGAGUGCUAUAGGGUCACUUAGGGUGCUGGAUUUGGACCCAGAGAAUGUUCUAGAAGACUUUUUUUUUAGUAUAAAGCGUGAAUAAAAAGUGAAUAUUACUCUUUGGAAGUUGCAGUGAAACAAUUGGCAUGUUGUGAAAGAUGACAAUAGAAAUAAAUGCUCUAUUUGGUACAAAAUAUGUAUGGCAGUCACUUCUAGUAGAUAAGUUAACAACUAUGAAAAUAUAUGAACAAUAACAUCUUUUGAGAUUCACAGGAUUUUCGAGCACAUUUAGGUUAAUUAGUAUACAUAAUCUCAUGGCACUAUACAACGUGUAAAUGCAUAGACAGGAGGAGAGACGAUGUUGAUUUGAUAGGAGCCAUGUGGAGAAGGGUGAAGAAAAGAUGAGAUGAAAAGAAUAGAAGGAAUUAGAAAAAAAGAAGGAAGAAGAGAGAAAAUUGUAUGGAGGAACCCGACUGCCAAAAUAAAUAAAUGAGUCAUCAAAUAAAUCAGUAUAAGCAAAUAUAAAUUCCCCUUUAUUAUUUAUUUUCCCUGCCAUUUUAUUUACACUGCUCAAUCAAGGGGACACUUUGCAUUGUAACACAAAGUCACUUAAAGUUCAGGGAUGUCAGUCAGUUCAGUUAAGAAGCAUAAACCAUUAUGAAUCCAUUACACCUGCUUUGGUGCAAAUAAAAGUAGCAACUGGUGCACUGGAGAGGC